GUUAUCUAAUUCAGUUCAACUCAAAUCAAUUAACACUAACAUCAUUCUUUACAAUUCUCAUAACAUACCCAAUGGGUAACCAAAUUUCACUUCGUCCCUCUGAUGCAACCUGCAAAAUUGUUUUCUGGGACGGUUCGGUUCGCAAAUUUGACCAACCGGUAAUGGUAGCAGAGCUCAUGUUGGAGCACCCUCAACAAGUAGUGGUUGAGUUUCAAGAAGGUGUGAGCCAGAGAAGGCCAACUCCAUUGCCUGCUGACAAGAAGCUGGACAUGAACAAGGUCUAUUUGAUGGUUCCGAUGAAGCGAGGCAAGCCGGUCGGUUUGAGCUGCGAAGAGAGUCGCCGGAUUCUCUUGAUGGUUAACUCUGCUCUGCAUUCUAAGUAUCUUGCUUGUUCUUCAGGGUUUAUGCCCCGGCUUCCCAGUUUGUGCCAGAACACUAGCAUUGUGGAGGCGGGAACCGGAGUUGGUCGGAGAAAGAAAGAAGUGGAGAUGGAGGAGAAGGAGGAGAGGGACCAGUUUGCUGAGAUUUUAGCAGAGAUGUCAGAGGGGAGGCCAGAGUAUUUGAGUUUAAGUAGGCAGUUGUCAGGGAAGGAGUGGAAGCCUAGCUUGGACACCAUUAAGGAGAAGAAUAUUGAGAAAAAGCUCUCCCACUGGUUGUUUGUCAAGAGUUUCUAGUUGCUAUGAUUUUAAGUAGGGUUGCGAUCAAACUACAACCGACACUUGUAAUUUGUGGCGAUUUAGUCUGGUUAAACAAAACUGUCCACAAAUUGCAGGUGUUGGCUGAAUGUUCAACAACUGAAUGUCUAUCCAUCGUUUUUUCUUUUGUGUAUGGUUAGUAAUUCAUGAAAAUAUUACAGCUUUAUGUGGUGAUUAUAUGUAAAGGAGUUAAAGAGAGUUUAGUUGUGGCAUGCCUAUUAUGUGCAUGUGUAUUGUAGGUAAUUAAGAGCCUUGUUUUUAUAUUGGAACUUUAUGUACCUGAGUAGAGCUGCCCAAAUGAAACUAUUAACUAUGAAGCCCUUUCUUCACGGGGCUCUUUGUUUAA
Molecule: messenger RNA, 1041 nt
Organism: Lotus japonicus
Lineage: Eukaryota; Viridiplantae; Streptophyta; Magnoliopsida; Fabales; Fabaceae
Exons: 1
Coding region: 72-674 (200 amino acids)
Source: RefSeq, a predicted model, not a curated record